AUGGCGGAUCCUGACCAAAAAGCUGUCGACGAUGCCGCCUGGCUGGAAGAACAAGGCGUGCCAGAUCUGGCUGAACCGUUUAUCGCGAAGUAUCUGGACGGCCGCGAUGCUUUGAUAGCCCGCGAGAAGGAACAGCGUAGCGACCAUGCCUUCCGCUCAACGCUCUCCCCAAUGGCCGCCGAGGCAUCAGCGAUCGUCUCGGCCAUCCGCUUCGAAGAGCAUCAGACCCUCUGGAACCACGAGUACGAAGACAACCUGGCCACACAGGAUGGCGUUGCGGUCUAUCCCGGCAUGAUGUUCUCUCUCGCCAAGGAGCGCAUGGAGAAGAGUAAGCUCUGGAAGAUCGUGAAGCGGAUGCCGAAGGGAGCUCUACUGCACUGCCAUCUCGGCGCGAUGGGUGACCUUGAAUUCAUCUUCCGUGAAGCAUUGUCGACCGAGGGAUUUUGCAUCUCCGCAGACCGCCCCGUGACUGGCGAUGCAGCGAAGGAGAAAGCGGAGUUUAGGUUCCGCUAUGUACCAGAAGCGUCAAACGAUGCUGUUCCUCCCUGGUCCGAUGCUUAUGAGCCUCGGACGUGGGUACCUGUUAUCCCGGCGGCAUAUGCGUACCCCCAUCAUGGCGUGGAUGGUUUCAUGUCCAUGCUCAAGCAACGAGUGACGAUCGAUCCGGAAUACUCGCUACGCCACCAUCUGGGGGUGAGCGAGAUCUGGGCCAACUUCGCCACAUCUUUCCCAAUCAUGGACUCGAUACUCCGCUAUGAGCCUAUCUUCCGCAAGUUCAUACGGCACAUACUAACACAGCUGCACGAGGAUGGUACAGGACACGAGGAACCCGAGGUGGGCCAAGAGGCCGCUAUCGCGGCUAUGGCAGAGGAAAUUGAGUCCUUCAAGAGCUCAGAGGAGGGUAAAGGUUUCUGGGGUGCACGACUUAUCUGGACUGCUCUCCGUGCCUUCCCCAGUCGAUCUAUCGUUGAAGAUAUGAUGGAGUGCAUCCGCCUCAAACAGCUGUAUCCUGAUUUGAUCUGCGGCUACGAUUUCGUCGGACAGGAAGAGCUAGGCCGCCCGCUGGCUGACUUGGUUCCGGAGAUCUUCUGGUUCAAGAAACGGUGCAUGGAGGAGGGCGUUGACAUUCCCUUUUACAUGCACGCUGGCGAGACUUUAGGAUCCGGAGAUGAAGUGGACGAGAACAUUUUCGAUGCGGUUUUGCUUGGUACGAGGAGGAUCGGUCACGGCUUUUCGCUCUACAAGCAUCCAUUGCUGGUGGAGAUGAUCAAGGACAAGAAGAUCCUCAUUGAGAGCUGUCCGAUCAGCAACGAGGUCUUGCGGCUGACGAGCAGUAUCAUGUCGCAUCCUCUGCCUGCAUUACUCGCCCGCGGAGUGCCCUGCUGUUUGUCGAACGACGACCCAUCACUACUAGGUCAAGGAAGCAGCGGCCUAACUCACGACUUCUGGCAGGCAUUGCAAGGAUGGGAGAACCUAGGUCUGGAAGGGCUGGCAAGUAUGGCGGAGAACAGCGUCAGAUGGGCCUCGUUUGAUGAUUGCACCUCGAAAGAAUGGCAGCAGGAGAUCAAAGAUGGCGCUUAUGGAAAAAGUGUACGAGCAGAGCGAAUGCGGGAAUGGGCGAAGGAGUUCGAAGAUUUCUGCGCAUGGGUGGUGCAAGAAUAUGGUGCUGAGGUGGACAUCAACACGCUGGACUGA
Saxophila tyrrhenica is the source of this 1695-nucleotide messenger RNA. RefSeq lists its product as uncharacterized. Gene Ontology annotation, molecular function: adenosine deaminase activity. Lineage: Eukaryota; Fungi; Ascomycota; Dothideomycetes; Mycosphaerellales; Extremaceae. The transcript has 2 exons. Gene Ontology annotation, biological process: adenosine catabolic process; inosine biosynthetic process. Bases 1 to 1695 code for a protein of 564 amino acids. The record is from RefSeq and is a predicted model, not a curated record.